GAGGCUGCUGCUGCUGCUCUCCGCUCUGGGCGUUAUGUCAGUGGUAGGCGCCAUCAUGCCCGGCUCGCCGUCCAACAUCAGCGGUGACGACGGCGGCCUCCAGAAGGCGCUCCUCUCCGCCGCACGCUUCUACAACCACCAAUCAAACGACGCCUUCCUCUUCAGACCCUCCGCCGUCCGCGGCGCCCAGCGGCAGGUGGUGAAGGGCGUUCGCUACGAGGCCGAGCUGGACAUCUCCAGAACCGUCUGCAGGAAACGAGACCACAACAAGCUGACGGACUGCGACUUCCAGCCCAAAGGUCGUCUGCAGCAGACGUUGCAGUGUCACACGGUGGUCUGGGUGGUCCCCUGGAAGAACGAGACCAGGACCCUGCUGCUGCAGUGCAACACCUGAGACACCAACCGUCCUUCAUCACCUGCACCUGAGAUGCUACCCUGCUGUCCACCUGUCCAUCACCUGUCCUCCUCUCACCUGUCCAUCACCUGUCCUCC
This is a messenger RNA of Centropristis striata (black sea bass), 492 nucleotides long. Its product is annotated as cystatin-F. Bases 35 to 394 code for a protein of 119 amino acids. Gene Ontology annotation, biological process: positive regulation of myelination; negative regulation of microglial cell activation; immune response. Gene Ontology annotation, molecular function: cysteine-type endopeptidase inhibitor activity. The transcript has 4 exons. Gene Ontology annotation, cellular component: endoplasmic reticulum; late endosome; Golgi apparatus. Lineage: Eukaryota; Metazoa; Chordata; Actinopteri; Perciformes; Serranidae. The record is from RefSeq and is a predicted model, not a curated record.